CUGGUGGAUCACCUUUUCAUCUUGCCUGUUGAGUCAACCAUCCCUCCCUGCUGAAGUUUGGGGUUAGGGUCUCAUUCUAGCCCUUUCCGUUUCUCGCCUGAAUCCUCUGUUCAGUAAUCUCAGGUUGCCAACAUGGGUAAGGAAAAGUCCCAUAUCAACAUUGUCGUCAUCGGCCAUGUCGACUCCGGCAAGUCGACGACGACCGGUCAUCUCAUCUACAAGCUGGGUGGGAUUGACAAGCGUGUGAUCGAGCGUUUCGAGAAGGAGGCUGCUGAGAUGAACAAGAGGUCCUUCAAGUACGCCUGGGUGCUGGACAAGCUCAAGGCCGAGCGCGAGCGUGGUAUCACCAUCGAUAUCGCCCUGUGGAAGUUCGAGACCAACAAGUACUACUGCACGGUCAUCGACGCUCCUGGCCAUCGCGAUUUCAUCAAGAACAUGAUUACGGGUACCUCGCAGGCCGACUGCGCUGUCCUUAUUAUCGACUCCACCACUGGUGGUUUCGAGGCUGGUAUUUCCAAGGACGGUCAGACCCGUGAGCACGCUCUGCUGGCGUUCACCCUUGGUGUGAAGCAGAUGAUCUGCUGCUGCAACAAGAUGGAUGCCACCACCCCCAAGUACUCUAAGGCUCGUUAUGAGGAAAUCGUGAAGGAGGUGUCUUCGUACCUGAAGAAGGUCGGCUACAACCCCGACAAGAUUCCCUUCGUGCCCAUCUCUGGCUUCGAGGGAGACAACAUGAUUGAGCGCUCCACCAACCUGGACUGGUACAAGGGCCCCACCCUGCUGGAGGCUCUGGAUCAGGUGACCGAGCCGAAGAGGCCGUCCGACAAGCCCCUGCGUCUGCCCCUUCAGGACGUGUACAAGAUCGGCGGUAUCGGAACAGUGCCGGUGGGUCGUGUGGAGACUGGUGUGCUGAAGCCCGGUAUGGUUGUGGUGUUCGCUCCCAGCGGGCUGACCACUGAGGUGAAGUCGGUGGAGAUGCACCACGAGUCCCUGCCCGAGGCGGCGCCCGGCGACAACGUGGGCUUCAACGUGAAGAACGUGUCGGUGAAGGAGCUGAAGCGUGGCUUCGUCGCGUCCGACUCCAAGAACGACCCCGCCAGGGAGGCUGCCAACUUCACGUCGCAGGUCAUCAUCAUGAACCACCCCGGGCAGAUUAGCAGCGGCUACGCCCCGGUGCUUGAUUGCCACACGUCCCACAUCGCCGUGAAGUUCGCUGAGAUCAUCACGAAGGUGGACAGGCGUUCCGGCAAGGAGCUGGAGAAGGAGCCCAAGUUUGUGAAGAACGGCGAUGCGUGCUUCGUGAAGAUGAUUCCCACCAAGCCCAUGUGCGUGGAGACCUUCUCUGAGUACCCUCCCCUUGGUCGUUUCGCCGUGCGUGACAUGAGGCAAACCGUGGCUGUGGGUGUCAUCAAGAGCGUUGAGAAGAAGGACCCCUCUGGUGCUAAGGUCACCAAGGCUGCUGCCAAGAAGAAGUGAAUGCUGGAAACCGUGGACAGUGGUGUUGGUGUAUGCUUGUGUCACCGGUACCUCAUGAUUUUGGAGUGGGCCACUUGCGGCAUGGCGCUAUUGCGGAUAUUGCUUUCGAGGAAAUGGCAGACCUGGGUGUUGGACAGGCGGUGGCAGGGCUGUUUGAGCUUGUGAGGAUUUGAACAUUAAUGUGUAUUUCAUGUUGAAUUGUUGAGAGAAGCUUGAAGACGUGAAUUUUGUUGGUAGACCCGGUUGUUUGACAGGCUACUGCAGGGCCGGCUUCCGUGUUUUAUGCUUAUGUUGCAUUUGCCCAAGUGAUGCUUCUGUGUUCGGCUAGAGCGUUCAAUCACGUAUCAUACAUGCUCAUACAGGAAAUAGUUAUGGGUCCACUCAAGCCGUGGUGGAGUCACAACCCCGAAACAGUUCCACCCGACUUUCACGGUCUUUGGCCUUUUAGUUGACCAACGGGAACUGCUUGACUGGGGCGCACCGAGCGAAUUGGGGUUGGUUUUGAAUGAGUGAAAUGGUCGAUGGAUUCUUGGGUCAGUGAAACAGAGUCGUGAAAAGCUCAAAGCCGCUAGCUCAUCCAAGACUUUCGAGGCCAACACCACUUUUCAGCAGCGUUUACGUCUUGUUUUGAACAUAACAGAGUUCACCAAAGCACGACAACGACCAAGCUCGUACCUUAUCGUUCCUGCAAUCGUCACGCCUCGCUUCGCAGAUGAUCGCAGGCUCCUGCAACUGUCUUGGCGACAAGUUUUACUCCGAGUAAAUCUGUCCGCGCAAGUAUUUCACCUCGUCCCUUUGACUCAGCCGUAUCAUUCCUUUGCGGCUUCACGGUCGCGUUCGUCCGUAGUUGAGCUACUAAGCUCGGCACAGCAGUCUAGAAAACCCGUACCUCAUUCGUGGACCGCUUUCCACUAGGAGGAGUGUUUCUUUCAUAUUCAUCACGACCGCUUACCGCUAGGAGGCUGGUGCUAUUCUCGUCGUCCUCACCGCUGCUCCACCGUCCUGCGCCGUUUUGCACGCCUCGUCAGUGCAUCUGGACUCAUCUGACGUCCGUCCCAUCAUCAGCGUGUGCAUCAGCAUCAGCAUCAGCAUCUCAUCUCAUCAUGAUCAUGCAACGGCUGCCAGCCGUGCUGCCUGCAGCGGUCACCAUGGCGGUGAUGCUGCUCGCGACCAUGCUCGCAGCAAGAGUUGACGGGCAGCCGGGUGAGUCGGGCCUUGCUUCUGACGGCUAUGGGUGAGUCGGGCCUUGCUUCUGACGGCUAUGGGUGAGUCGGGCCUUGCUUCUGACGGCUAUGAGUGAGUUGGGCCUUGAAUCUUACGGCUAUGGGUGAGUCGGGCCUUGAAUCUGAAAAGUCGUGCAGUUACUGUUACUGUCAGGGGGGAGUCGUGCAGGCAGGCACUUGAUUGACAACUUGAUUGACACUUGUCUGACACUUGACUGACACUUGAUUGACAUUUGAUUGACACUUGAUUGGCAUGGAGCUGUUGACAUGGAUUUCGUGACAUUUGUCUUUACAACGCUCUGGAACUCGCCAGAGACAGCAGGUCUGCAGCCCGGAGGCUUCCAACCUUUCAUAAUGAUGUCUGGUACCACUCGGCCAUCUACCCACCCUGUCCAUGUGUCUGAUUCCGUUACUCUGUCACCCAUGUGUCUGAUUCCGUUACUCUGUUACUGUUACCCAUGUGUCUGAUUCCGUUACU
Closterium sp. NIES-67 is the source of this 3177-nucleotide messenger RNA. The record is from the annotation of a GenBank genome assembly. NCBI's taxonomy places the organism in Eukaryota, Viridiplantae, Streptophyta, Zygnematophyceae, Desmidiales, Closteriaceae.